AUGGUGUCUCCUAAUCCCUCUGCUCGACUCUCCUCUAUCUCCAAUCACCUUGACAAGAACAGAGCUCGCGAAGAAUCUCCCAGUGCCCGUGAAAGUGUGAAAAUGUCUGCGAAGAUUCAGGAUCCGAAUCAGUUGCCUUGGGAUCCUAAUUGUACUCGGUUUCCUUUGCUGGAAGAGCUCCCGAAGCUACCAAAUGCACCGGAAGGAGCGGCUUGGGUUUGGGGAGAUGAUGAUCAGUUGGGAAGAUUGAAUCUCCUGACAAAGGAACGGGUUAUGGCUUCGGCUAAGGAGAUUACAACCGGGGAGAUGAUUCGACUGGAUCUUCCUCUUAAUGUCCCAGAGAAACCUGCAUUUGAUCGUGAGACGUUCAACCAUAACAUCAAGACUGUUGUCGAAGAUAUCGUCUAUGACGACACAUACACUCUCAACACUCAGAGUGGCACACAGUGGGAUGGAUUCCGACACUUCGCCCACAUCCCCACAAAGACAUUCUACAAUAGAACAACCGGCAAAGACAUAGUAGGCCCAAACGCCAACCACAAUUGCAGCAUCGACCACUGGGCAAACCACGGCAUAGCCGGCCGCGGAAUUCUCCUCGACUACCGCCACUAUGCCCAGACCCACAACAAACCUUACGACCCCUACACGACCCACGCAAUAACACUCUCGGAACUGACAGCCUGCGCAAAGUUUCAAAACCUAGAUCUCCGCCCAGAAUCCCAAGGCGGCGACAUCCGCAUUGGCGACCUCCUCCUCAUCCGCUCCGGCUUUGUAGAGCGUUACCACGAGCUGAGCCCAGAAGUGCGCCUUGCCGCGGCAUCACGGUCCCACGAUGAUAUCAGCUUUGCAGGUGUAUCUCGUGAACCUGCAAUGAAGACUUGGUUGCAUGAUUGCUAUUUCGCGGCCGUUAUGGGUGAUUCACCUACGUUUGAGGCAUGGCCUGUUCCUGAGCAGGAGUAUUUGCAUGAGAGUUUGUUAGCGCUUUGGGGGUGUCCUCUUGGUGAGAUGUGGGAUUUGGAGAAGCUUGCGGUGAGGUGUCGGGAGAUGGGGAAGUGGACUUUCUUUAUGACUAGUGCUCCUGCGAAUAUGCCUGGUGGCGUUGGGUCGCAUGCUAAUGCGACUGCAAUCUUGUAA
Messenger RNA from Penicillium pulvis, 1134 nucleotides. RefSeq lists its product as uncharacterized. Lineage: Eukaryota; Fungi; Ascomycota; Eurotiomycetes; Eurotiales; Aspergillaceae. The transcript is spliced from 6 exons. The coding region runs from base 1 to 1134 and encodes 377 amino acids. Gene Ontology annotation, molecular function: arylformamidase activity. The record is from RefSeq and is a predicted model, not a curated record.